Lolium rigidum is the source of this 1286-nucleotide messenger RNA. RefSeq names its product monoacylglycerol lipase-like. The record is from RefSeq and is a predicted model, not a curated record. Gene Ontology annotation, molecular function: lipase activity. The coding region runs from base 10 to 1197 and encodes 395 amino acids. Gene Ontology annotation, cellular component: membrane. NCBI's taxonomy places the organism in Eukaryota, Viridiplantae, Streptophyta, Magnoliopsida, Poales, Poaceae. The transcript is spliced from 6 exons.
UCGAGCGGGAUGGCCAGGAGCAUGCAGGCGGCGGAGGCGGCGGGCAGGAUAAGCGCGCUGCUCUCGCUGCUCGCGCUGCGCCGGAUCCUCGCCGUCCUGCAGCCCCUCGCGCUGCUCCUGCUCCUGCCCCUCCGAUGGCGCGCCGCGCAGCGCCACGGGCAUGGGGACGCCUCGUCGGCAGGUACGGCAGACGGACCGUCCUCCUCCGCGGCCAGCAGCGGGAAGAAGGGCAAGGCGUCGGCGGUCGUGCUAAGGGUGCCGGCCGGGUCGCCCAUGGCCACCGCGCGGCGGCAGGCGCUGGCGAGGCGCGAGGCCGCCGUGCGGCGCGCGAGGGAGGCCGGGAGGGAGUACGAGCUCAUCCCCACCGCGCGCGGCGAGACGCUCUUCACGCAGUGCUGGUGGCCGCACGGCUCCUCCUCCGCCGCCGUCAAGCCCAGGGCGAUUGUUGUGGUCAUGCACGGGUUGAACGAGCACAGUGGGAGGUACGAUUACUUGGCGAAGCGGUUGAACGACAUGGAUGUCAAGGUUUACGGCAUGGACUGGACCGGCCACGGUGGAAGUGAUGGUCUACAUGGAUACGUGCAGUCUCUUGACCAUGCCGUCCAAGACAUGAAAAUGUAUCUGAAGAAAGUCUCGGCGGAGAACCCUGGUGUCCCAUGCUUCUGCUUCGGGCACUCAACUGGCGGAGGCAUCAUUCUCAAGGCUGUGCUUGAUCCGGAGGUUAAUGCUCUUGUUAACGGCAUCGUCCUGACAUCACCGGCUGUUCGUAUCCAGCCCGCCCACCCCAUCGUAGAGGCACUGGCCCCAAUUUUUGCACUGAUCGCGCCGAGGUACCAGUUCGCGGGCUCGAGCAAGAACGGGCCGGCGGUGUCGCGCGACCAAGAAGCCUUGAAAGUGAAGUACUCGGACCCGCUGGUGUUCACCGGCUCCAUCCGUGUCAGGACGGGGUACGAGAUCCUCCGGCUGACGUCGUACCUGCAGCAGCACCUCCACCGGAUCACCGUGCCGCUGCUGGUGCUGCACGGCGCCGACGACAUGGUGACCGACCCCGCCGGCUCGAAGAGCCUGCACCGGGAGGCCUCGACGCCGGACAAGUCCAUCCGGCUCUACGACGGGCUGCUCCACGACCUCCUCAUCGAGCCCGAGAAGGAGGUGGUCCUCGGCGACAUCGUCGACUGGCUGCGCCCCAGGAUCUGACCACGCCGCCUCAACUAGGCUGUGCGUGGGAGCGGCGAUGCGUCUCCCUUACCGGUGACGACGCGAUUUUUGAUCGUCCGCGCCUCCUU